Molecule: messenger RNA, 9521 nt
Organism: Nerophis ophidion (straightnose pipefish)
Lineage: Eukaryota; Metazoa; Chordata; Actinopteri; Syngnathiformes; Syngnathidae
Product: matrix metalloproteinase-15-like
Exons: 10
Coding region: 394-2481 (695 amino acids)
Biological process (GO): extracellular matrix organization; collagen catabolic process; proteolysis
Cellular component (GO): extracellular matrix
Molecular function (GO): zinc ion binding; metalloendopeptidase activity
Source: RefSeq, a predicted model, not a curated record
CCCACCCCCAAGUUGUCAGAGGGGAGGACCCUCAACCGAGGAGCUAUUUGACGACCUAUUCGUCUGUUUAAUUUCGAUCUUCUGUUUAUAACUUUUAUGGAGGACAUGAAACUUCAAUGAAGACUUUUAAGGAUUGCCUUAGCAUUCUUUUUUGCCGAUUAAACUUUCAAGUUGACUUUUUGUGUGUGCAGAAAGUGGACGUCUAGCUCCGUCGUGGACUGAAAGCGGUGUUUUAACGUGGAGCCAUCAAGCUAUGGAUUGUUAAACUUUCUUUUCUUUUCUUUAGCGGCUAGUUGCUUGGGUUUUCAUGUAAGGAGGCGAGCUGCACUUUUGUGUCCCCGCCACAACUCCUGCCUUGCUGGAGAAUAAUUCCUUUGUGUCCUCCAUUGAUCGAUGAUGUCAAAGCAAGAACCUAGAACUCAAACCCGGAUCACUUCGGUCUUUGUGAUGAUUAUGGUCCUUGGCUGCUACGCAGCAGAUGUCCCCGCUGAGGACGGCUUCAAUGCAGAGGCAUGGCUACGUCAGUUUGGCUACCUGUCUCAGGCCAGCAGACAGAUGUCCACCAUGCAGUCCGCUCAGAUCCUGUCCCAAGCCGUCAGUGACAUGCAGCGUUUCUACGGCUUGGAGGUGACUGGGAAGACGGACGCUGCCACCAUCAGAGCCAUGCGUCGACCUCGCUGUGGCCUCCCGGACAAAAAGGCCCACACUGAAGAUGGAGCGAGGAGGAGACGCUACACCCUCACUGGACAACGCUGGGACAAGGACCAGCUCACCUACAGCAUAUUGGAGCAGCACAUCCCGCCCUCCCUGGGAGCAGAGAGGAUGCACGAUGCCAUCCGUCGAGCCUUUGACGUGUGGAGAAAGGUCACGCCGCUCACCUUCCAAAAGUUAACGGCUCCUCAAGGCAACAGCAGCGGGGCCGAGCUCGCCGACAUCCUGCUGUUGUUUGCCUCUGGUUUCCAUGGUGACAUGUCCCUGUUUGACGGCGAGGGGGGCGCGCUGGCCCACGCCUUCUACCCCGGCCCGGGAAUGGGCGGGGACACUCACUUUGAUGCAGACGAACCUUGGACUUUGGACAGUCCAAACAUUCGAGGUGUUGAUAUCUUCUUGGUGGCGGUGCACGAGCUCGGUCACGCUUUAGGUCUGGAGCACUCGGACAAUCCCGACGCCGUCAUGGCUCCCUUCUAUCAGUGGAUUCACACACACAACUUCACGCUGCAUGCUGAUGACAUCCAGGGAAUACAGUACAUAUAUGGUCCUCCUCUCGCCACUCGGGCCCCUCCCAAGUCUCCUCCGUCCUCCGAUGGCUAUCCUGAAGCUGAAUCAACCACCGCUCCUCCCGAGGAUGCCAAACCUGACAUACCCAACCCGACCGAAAGAGCCCCGCGUGUCCCGAGCGAGCCUGAAAUAACACCUGGCACGACUCCCCGCCAUCCCGCCAUCGCCACAACCGCCCAUUCUGAUCCUGUCACCCCGCCCGUCAGGAAAGACGUGCCCCUCCCUCCGCCUACCCGUCGGCUUCCCAAGCAGCCUGACAACGUGGCCCCCGACAUCUGUGACGGCGACUUUGACACAGUCACCUUGCUGAGGGGAGAAAUGUUUGUGUUCAAGGGUCGCUGGUUUUGGCGAGUUCGUCGGAACCGCGUCCUGGACAACUAUCCCAUGCCAAUAUCGGUCUUCUGGGGUGGUCUUCCGAGUGAUAUCGACGCCGCUUAUGAACGCCAUGAUGGCAAAUUUGUCUUCUUCAAAGAUGAUCUAUACUGGAUCUUCAGGGAAGCGGAUUUACUUCCAGGAUACCCACAACCCAUUGGGCAAUAUGGCCAUGGAGUUCCCACGCACAGCAUCGACACAGCAAUCUGGUGGGAGCCAAACGGACACACCUACUUCUUCUCCGACGACAGGUACUGGCGAUACAACGAGGAGACCCGCAAGGCGGAUCGAGACUUCCCAAAACCAAUCGGCAGAUGGGGCAAGAUCCCUCGCUCGCCCAAAGGAGCCUUCCUCAGUGAUGAUGGCGCUUACACUUAUUUCUACAAAGGUGCAAAUUACUGGCGGUUCGACAACCACAAGACCGCGGCAGACAGUGGCUACCCUCGCUCCAUCCUUAAGGACUUCAUGGGCUGCGUGGCCGUCCCCGAGCCUCAACCCGACCCCGAGGCUGAAGACAAGCCCACCGAAUCUUCGGACGAAGGAAAGGAUGAGAACAAAGACGCGGACCAAGGCAAGGACAAAGACACGGAAAACGACGACGAGGCAAAGUCCGCCGGUCCAGGGGAAGGGGCGGACGCCGACGAGGUGGACGUGGUGGUGACUGUGGCCGACGACGACUCCAAAGUCAUGACUCUGAUCAUGGUGGUGGCUCCUCUGGUGCUCAUCUUGGUCAUCCUCGUCUUCAUCUACGCCAUCCUCAGGACUCUGCAGAACAAAGAGACCCCCAGAGCUCUGGUGCACUGCAAGCGCUCGCUGCAGAACUGGGUGUGACACCAACACAAACCAAGAGAGCUUUUUUUGCUUAUUCCAGCAUGGCGAGAAGAUGGUUGUAGCCAAUGCGACCUACCAAGUGGUUACUGCGGUGGCUGUGGAGUCCUCUUUCUAGUACUGCACUUAGUGGCACAAUAGAAAAUGGAAGAAUCAUAGAAAAUGGGGGACAGCUGUGUUAAACACUUGCAUCAGCAACACAUUUGCACUUUUUUUUUUUUUUUUACCCUCUUUGUGUUGUUGUGCUGGCAGAUGUGACUUAGAGUGCUCUCACGCACGCACGCUAGCCGGGGUCAUCCUCCGAGCACACAUGGCCCGGCAUCACAUGAUUCCACGAAGAGACCACUUACUCAAACAACGGCACAUACCAGUUGUUUUUCUUUUUGCACAGACCUUCCCUCUUCCCACUGAGAUCUUUCCUUUAGGCUCCACCCCUAAGAAGUACAAUCCCCACAGUAGAUCCCUGCUAUCUGUGGGGGUUACCUUCCAAGACCACCCACCAAAAAAACACAAAAUAAUAGACACACCCGUUAAAAGUACUGUUAUUGGUGCUCUCAACCAUAACGGUUUUCAAAGUAUUUUAUAUUCGGUUUUACACAUUUAAAACCCCCAACAGUGUUAGAAAACACAACAAAGCAUCUUCCAGCUGGAAAAUGUUGCGAAAACUGACCUGUGAGAUAGCGCCCUCUGAUGAGUUCAGAGCUGCAGAACUUAUUUUACCAUGCAGGGAGCGCCAUCAAACCACAACAAAAAAUAGUUGGUACAGUCUUCCCUAGUUAAAGGCCUCCUGAAAUGAGAUUUUCUUAUUUAAACGGGGAUAGCAGGUCCAUUUUAUGUGUCAUACUUGAUCAUUUCGCGAUAUUGCCAUAUUUUUGCUGAAAGGAUUUAGUAGAGAACAAAGUUUGCAACUUUUGGUCGCUAAUAAAAAAGCCUUGCCUGUACCGGAAGUAGCAGACGAUGUGCGCGUGACGUCACGCGUGUGAGGGCUCCUCACAUAUGAACAUUGAUUACAAUCAUGGACACCAGGAGCGCGAGCGAUUCUGACCGAGAAAGCGACAAUUUCCCCAUUAAUUGGAGUGAGGAUGAAAGAUUCGUGGAUGAGGAAAGUGAGAGUGAAGGAUUAGAAGAAACAAAAAAAGACAGGGCAUUGGGAGCCAUCCAUCCAUCCAUCCAUUUUCUACCGCUUAUUCCCUUUCGGGGUCGCGGGGGGUGCUGGCGCCUAUCUCAGCUAUUCAGAUGUUAUUAAACACGUUUACUAGGAUAAUUCUGGAAAACCCAUUAUCUGCUUAUUGUGUUACUAGUGUAUUAGUGAGAUUAUAAAGUCAUACCUGAAAGUCGGAGGGGUGUGGUGACCGCCAGUGUCUCUGAGGGAAGCCAUGGAGCAGCCAAGAAAGUCGCAGCUGCCUCUUUGACAGCUGCAGGAGGAACGACACAAGCUCCACUCAUGUUUACGGUAUCAUCAUCAGCCGUUGUCAGUCCACCGCUGGACGAAAGCCUCAGCGUGUUUCUGCCAUUUGGCGUACUUUUCAUGCUGGUUAUUAGCCUACACCUUCCACGCUGGCUUGGUGCGGGUUGGAAGGGGUAUUUUAUAUCAGAGAUCCUUCUCCUGGACUAAUUGCCUUACUGGGCUGUUGAACUUAGUCCGUCCUGUUUGUUGUCCGCGCCCCAUUUACCCAGGGACCCGCUCAGCUUCAUGGCGCUGACCGCCCGCCAGUCACAAGAGAAGGUGUAAACGGUUCUUUGUGUGCAUUUUAUAGACGUUAGUUGGGACUCACUAACCCCACACACAACCUCCCGUCUCAUGCCUGGAUGUAGUUUAACGUCAUACCCAGGACACUCAUACUUACAAACUUAUAUGUUUACGGUAAGAGCCGACUUAUUACCACAAUUUCCUCACCGAAACCUGCUGGUUGACAUGUGGUAGAGAAACAUGUUCGCUUGACCGCUCUGUUCCAUAUUAAGGCUUCACAACAAACUAACAAACACCGACUGUGUUUGUGUUGCUACAGCCGGACGAAAUACACCGCUUUCCACCAACAUCUUUCUUCUUUGACGUCUCCAUUAUUAAUUGAACAAAUUGCAAAAGAUUCAGCAACACAGUUGUCCAGAAUACUGUGUGAUUAUGCGAUUAAAUCGGACGACUUUUAGCCGUGAGUGGUGCUGGGAUAAAAAUGUCCGCUACAACCAAUAACGUCACUAGCACGCGUCAACAUAAGCUUCAUCAUACCGAGACGUUUCCGCAGGAUAUUUCAGCGCGAAAUUUAAAAUUGCAAUUUAGUAAACUAAAAGGGCAGUAUUGGCAUGUGUUGCAAUGUUAAUAUUUCAUCAUUGAUAUAUAAACUAUCAGACUGCGUGGUCGCUAGUAGUGGCUUUCAGUAGGCCUUUAAAACCCCCUAACAGUAUUGUUAGAAAACACAACAAAGCAUCUUCCAGCUGGAAAAUGUUGCGCAAAUUGACCUGUGAGAUAGCGCCCUCUGCUGAGUUCAGAGCUGCAACACUUAUUUUACCAUGCAGGGAGCGCCAUCAAACCACAACAAAAAAAUUGUUGGUACAGUCGUCCCUAGUUAAGUACUUCCUGACAUGAGCGCUGUUAACACAUUUGGAAUCAUUGAUUAUAAAUUGGCCCUGUGAUGAGGUGGCGACUUGUCCAGGGUGUACCCUACCUCCCGCCCAAAUGCAGCUGAGAUCGGCUCCAGCGACCCCAAAAGGGACAAACAGUAAAAAAUGGAUUGAUGGAUGGAUGAUUAUAAAUAUAAUAUUUUCAUUGCAAGAGCUUUAAAGGCCUACUGAAAGCCACUACUACCGACCACGAUAGUUUAUAUAUCAAUGAUGAAAUAUUAACAUUGCAACACAUGCCAAUACGGCCUUUUUAGUUUACUAAAUUACAAUUUUAAAUUUCCUGCAAAGUAUUCUGUUGUAAAUGUCGCGGAAUGAUGACACGUGCUUGUGACGUCACCGGUUAUAGCGGACAUGUUCUUCCAGCCCGAUCCAAGCUAUAAGUAGUCUGCUUUAAUCGCAUAAUUACACAGUAUUCUGGACAUCUGUGUUGCUGAAUCUUUUGCAAUUUGUUCAACUAAUAAUGGAGAAGUCAAAGAAGAAAGAUGUAGGUGGGAAGCGAUGUAUUGCAGCUGCCUUUAGCAACACAAACACAGCCGGUGUUUCCUUGUUUACAUUCCCGAAGGUGAAGGUUUACUAUGGAUCAGAGCGGUCAAGCGAACAUGGUUCCCGACCACAUGUCAACCGGCAGGUUUCGGUGAGAAAAUUAUGCUAAUAAAUCGGCUCUUACCGUAGACAUGAGCGGAGCUUGCGUCCUCCAGCAGCUGCGGACUAUUACCUCCUCACACCGGAGACACUGGCGGGAGGAGAGAAGGGGCGGCAUGGCGUAGUUGGUAGAGCGGCCGUGCCAGAAACCUGAGGGUUGCAGGUUCGCUCCCCGCCUAUUGACAUCCAAAUCGCUGCCGUUGUGUCCUUAGGCAGGACACUUCACCCUUGCCCCCGGUGCCGCUCACACUGGUGAAUGAAUGAUGAACGAAUGAUAGGUGGUGGUCGGAGGGGCCGUAGGCGCAAACUGGCAGCCACGCUUCCGUCAGUCUACCCCAGGGCAGUUGAGGCUACAGAUGUAGCUUACCACCACCAGGUGUGAAUGAAUGAUGGGUUCCCACUUCUCUGUGAGCGCUUUGAGUAUCUAAUAAUAGAAAAGCGCGAUAUAAAUCUAAUUCUUUAUUAUUAUUAUUAUUAUUAUUACCACACCCGUGGCCACACCCCUCUGACUUUCAGGUACCACCAUAUAAUCUCACUAAAACAUUAGUAACACAAUUAGCAGAUAAGGGAUUAUCCAGAAUUAUCCUAGUAAAUGUGUCUAAUAACAUCUGAAUCGCUCCCACUGCCCUCGCCUUUUUUUUCCUUUUUAUUUUUCUAGUCCUUCACUCUCACUAUCCUCAUCUACGAAUCUUUCAUCCUCGCUCAAAUUAAUGGGGAAAUCGUUGCUUUCUCGGUCCGAAGCGCUCUCGCUGCUGCUGUCUGAUUACAAACAAUGUGAGGAUGUGAGGAGCUCUACAACCCGUGACGUCUGCUCUUACCGGAGACUUGUGCGGAGUUAGCGUCUUCCUGCAGCAGCUGUGAUCUUGGCUCUUAAUUUGGCUUCUCUCAGAGACACUGGCGGUCACUGCAGCCCUCCAACUUUCAGGUAUGACUUUAUAAUCUCACUAAAACACUAUUAACACAAUAAGCAGAUAAUGGAUUUUCCAGAAUUAUCCUAGUAAAUGUGUCUAAUAACAUUGAAUCGCUCCCACUGCCGUCGCCUUUUUUCCCCCCUAGUGCUUCACUCUAACUUUCCUCAUCCACGAAUCUUUCAUCCUCGCUCAAAUUAAAGGGGAAAUCGUCGCUAUCUCGGUCCGAAUCGCUCUUGCUGGUGGUGGCUAUGAUUACAAACAAUGUUCAGAUGUGAGGAGCGCCACAACCCGUGACGUCAUGCGGACAUCGUCUGCUACUUCCGGUAAAGGCAAGGCUUUUUUAUUAGUGACCAAAAGUUGCGAACUUUCAUCGUCAAUGUUCUCUACUAAAUCCUUUCAGCAAAAAUAUGGCAAUAUCGCGAAAUGAUCAAGUAUGACACAUACAAUGGACCUCCUAUCCCUGUUUAAAUAAGAACAUCUCAUUUCAGUAGGCCUUUAAAAACUGUUUUUCAACAAUCUGAAAACCCUCGAGAUAUGCAAUAACACCCUUUGAUCACCGUUACAAUUUUAAUUCAAUAUGGUCAUGCUGCUUGAGGCUGAGCCAAUCGGUGGCCGCGAUACUGAACAGCCAUUUUGUUCAAACGUGUAUUCCCUUCUGAUUGGUUUGGUCUCCUGUAGUGGCCGGUACUACUGUAUUUUUGUUUAUUUAGCCAUUUUAAUGCUUAAAAAUGCUUAAUUUAGGCCCAAAAUGUUGUGGUGUAUGCUUUAAAAAUGAUAUUAACACCUCAGCAAUAUGGUAAAGCCGCAAUAUUUGAAGCGUGAUGUGGCGAGGGAUGACUCUAUAUCCUCUUAAAAAGUUUCUAUGAAAACCAAAUUGUACUAAAACCCAAGCAACCUUUUCCAUAAAAAUGCAAAUGCAUUCUAGACACCCAAAGAUAUAAGCACAAAACACAUUUUAUAGAGACCAACUAUAGUUGUAUGCAGACAACAAUGUGAAAUACAUAUAAUUCAACAUUUAGCAUCACUUAUUUUUAUUGAGGACUUGUAGGAGAUGACGUUGAGUGGAGGAAGGGGAACUCUACACUGACCCCAUCUUUGUAUUUCUGUCUUGAAUUCAAUAGUCUUUCUCACCUCCUUUAUCAAAGUGCUGGCACUCGCAACUUUCUUUGGCCCCACGUCCCUCGUAGGUUCUUAACCUGAUAUUUUGGCAUACAAAGUACUUUAUUAUGCUCAAUGUUUGGCCGUUCGAGUAAUUGAGACGGUGUAGAAAAACUGGGACAAAGUAGUGACAAGUCAAAUCAGAGAAAAUAAAUCUGUACGGAUGGGAGGGGAUCGUCUAAAGCAGGGGUGUCCAAACUUUUUCCACUGAGGGCCACACACGGAAAAAUUAAAGCAUGUGGUGGCCAUUUUGAUAUUAUUUAUUUUCAAACCAUAACAAAAUAUAUGUAUUUUUAAAAUGUAUUUUACUUUUAGGGGUCCCGGGUACCAUAAUGGGUCUCAGUUAAUAAAAUGUUAAAAAUAAGUCAAAUUUGUAUUAUUAUUUUUUUAUUUAACGCUUACAGUAAAUCUCUAUAUCAACUUUAAAAAAAAAAAAGGUUUUAUGGCAUUUUGGUCAAAAACAACUUUUUUUUUUUCAUAGCAAAACUGAAAUAUGCAGUAUUUAGUAAUUAGAGCCCUAAAAGAUCAAUAAUGCAGGACACUAUUGAUUUUAAUUAUUUUAUAUUUUUGAGUAAUUACAGUCAAAAGAUAAAUAAAAUACCACUAAGUAUAUUUGGAAUCCAAAAGGUGCCCCACUCAGAAAGUGAUACAUUUUUAUUAUUAUUUUUUUUCAAACUUUCAACACUUAAGUUACGAGAUCAACUUCAGAUAUAUCUGUCAAUUUUACGUUUAAACUAUUAUUUUGUUUGUUUUAUGCUCUUUUGUCAAAGAAAACUUUGUUUUUAUACGGCAACUGCACAAUAUAUUCAAUAUUUACCACAUAAAACAUUUUAAAGUGAAAUAUUUGAACUAAUUGGAGCUUUGAAAAUAAUUUAUUAUAACAUGGAUUUUUUUGUCAUUAUUUUUUUUUUUGAGCAAUGGCAAAAAAAUCCAAAAUAAAGAAAGACAAAAGAUAAAAAAACAGCCUGCAUGGCAGCUUUGUGUCAACAUUGCAACUUUUUCUCGUUAGAUUUCACUUCAUUCCAAUAUUUUUAAAGUUAUUUUUUAUUUUUGCAAUAGCAUUUCCAGACUGUGUGGGGAGCCGGUAAACAAUGAACUGCGGGAUGCAAAUGGCCCCCGGGCCGCACUUUGGACACCCCUGGUCUAAAGAAUAUUUUCACCCUGUAUUGUUGUAUUAUUGUAUGUUUCUUCAGUGGGCAAAGCCUGCAGGACAAAAGCAAACCAGGUCUGCUUUCCAUUAAGCCCACAUGUUGUAGAUUUAGUUGCGUAAGGCUUACAGAAAGAGGAGGAAAAUGGAGGGGGGGAAAAAAGGAAUGAAAAAAUUGGUUGGAUGAGGAGAAAAUGAGAGAAUGCGAUGAAGGAAGAAAGAAAAAGAGUUGGAAGGUGAAGCAAAAGGAUUCUGGUUGUUAUUUCUGUGGAAAAAGAGGCGUAGAGGAAAGAAGAAAAGAAAAAGGGAGGAGCAGCGCUGGCGUUGAGCCACCUGACCUAAAUCAUUCAAAUCUCCACAUUGUUUGUCUUUAGCAGGAGACGACUUCCUCUGACCUCCUUCUUCACUUUGCCUCUUCUGCAUAUUCUCAUCACUUCUCUGCCUUUUGUCUCAACUAAAUACUUGUUUUUAAUCCGGGUUUACCAUCCUUGCGCUUCAUACUUUUUGUUGUUUUUCUCUGAAUGUGAGCGUGUUUUGUACUUGCCAAUAAAAGUCUGAGGUUUUGA